GUCCGUUUUCCUUCCCAUCAACGUAACGCGAACAAAAGUUACCCUGCGCAACGAAGAUCAAUAGUGAAAAGGAAAAGAUCUGUGCUGCAGUGUGAAAACUUUCCUCUCCCACAUCCAGCCUGUGGCAGUCGGAAAAAAGGGAAAACAGUCAUGAGUGAGGAUGGUGCAGCUACAACCAGUAACAAGACGCCCGAAACGAUGAGCGAGGACCAGCAGAAUAAGCGUAAGCACAAAGUGAUCAUAGUAGGUGCCGGGAUGGCAGGACUCUCGUCAGCGAAUCACCUGACGAAGAACGGCUGCACGGAUUUUCUCAUCCUCGAAGGGCGCAACCGUGUCGGUGGUCGCAUCGUUUCGAUCGAUAUGGGAUCGCAGAAGAUCGAGCUCGGUGCCAACUGGAUCCAUGGCGUCCUUGGUAACCCAAUGUUCGAACUGGCUAUGCAGCACGGACUGAUCAGCAUUAUCAACAUACCAAAGCCACACAAGGUGGUAGCAGCGACAGAGGACGGAAAACAGGUACCGUUUCAGAUACUGCAGGAAAUCUAUGAAGCGUACGUGUGUUUUCUGCGUCGCUGCGAGGAAUAUUUCCUGUGCCAGUAUCUGCCCCCGCCCGACAUUCACAGUGUCGGCGAACACAUAAACCUGGAGGUGGAGCUGUAUCUGAACGGCGUCGACUGCCAGAAGGAAAAGCAUCUGCGUAAGCUCAUAUUCGACUGUCUGCUAAAACGCGAAACGUGCAUCACCGGGUGCCAUAGUAUGGACGAGAUCGAUCUGCUCGAGCUCGGUAGCUAUACGGAGCUGCAGGGCGGCAACAUUGUGCUGCCGUCCGGGUAUAGCUCGAUCCUGAAACCGUUGUGUGACAAUCUGCCAAAGGAAAACAUCGUACUGUCGUGUCCGGUGCGACGAAUUCACUGGAAACGGAAAGCGGCGUUGCGUGCCAGUGCGUCCGCAAUGACAGCAAGCGCCGGUGGUACGAUCCUGGAAGAGGAUGAAGAUGAUGGUGGUAAUGAGUCGGACGAUUCGGACCGUACCGUGACGGAGGUACCGAUCGGAGCGGGCGAUGUACUGCAGGGUUCGGCAGACGAACAGAAAGCAGGUGAAGCGGCAAGAAUUAUCAAAUCAUCCACCGCAAACGUGGUGGUGGAGUGUGAGAAUGGAGUCGUUUACGAGGCGGAUCAUGUGAUCUGUACCCUGCCAUUAGGGGUGCUAAAAGAGCACAGCGAAACGAUGUUCGUCCCGGCGUUACCACAGUACAAGAUCGAAUCGAUCGACAGUUUACUGUUUGGCACGGUGGAUAAGAUAUUUCUCGAGUACGAUCGACCGUUUCUGAAUGCGACCAUCAGCGAAAUUAUGCUGCUAUGGGAAGGAUUGGGAGACAACGAUGGGGAAGCGCCCGAUGGACAGGAACAGGAUGGCCAGUGGUUAAAGGACAAUUGGUACAAAAAGAUAUACUCCUUCUCGAAGGUUUCCGAUACCCUGUUGCUCGGCUGGAUAUCGGGCCGGGAAGCUGAAUACAUGGAGACACUAUCGCACGAGAUCGUGGCAGAACGGUGUACGGAAAUAUUGCGCCAAUUCCUAAAGGACCCGUUCGUGCCGAAACCGAAACGAUGCGUGUGCACGAGCUGGCGGAAGCAACAGUUUAGUCGUGGUUCGUACACUGCCAUUGCCGUUGGUGCCUCGCAGGACGAUAUCGACAACAUUGCCCAGCCACUCUACUCGAGUCCUCAUCAGUCAAAGCCCUCGGUUCUGUUCGCCGGUGAGCAUACGCAUGCGAAUUUCUACUCGACGGUGCACGGUGCCUAUCUGAGCGGUCGAACCUCAGCCCAGAUCCUACUUACACCUGACUCUCCGCAGGAGAUUGUGAUGGAAUCGGACAGCAGCGAUCUCAGCUCGUGGAUACAGGGCAUUGCGCUUGAUUAGAGUACUCGAAUGGCUUUUGCGUGCAUUCCCCACCGGAAACCUAGCGUUCAGCGCUGUUCCUUUAAAAACCUUCUGUCGUUCUAUGUUUUUCCUCAGUUGCUAUCCUCUUAUCUUUUGCUGCUCCUAUCCUAUACUGACUGUCUUCCCGGUUCUAUUCAUGCCUCAUCAUAGCUUAGAUUUUAACUUCUUGACGUGGAAAACAAGAGUGACUGAUAUAAUAUCGCCUACAAUAGGGUACGCAAGCCACACAUUCAUACACACACAAAGUCCUAACUUACAAAGUUGCCUAAGAUUACAAGCGUAGAAGCGAAAAGGUACUUACCAAAAACAGAAAAGCGUUACGCGGGCUCGAUUAGAUUAUGUUAAAUUAUUAUUUACUAGGGGCGAUAAACAAGCGCCACAAACGGAAGUACAUAGUAUGGGGUUCGUUUGCGUAUAUGAUUUCCAAUCGACGCCGAUUAACUUGAUCACAUCGGGACAUCCUGUUAAUCGUACAUGACAAUUCUCACGCAUUUUGAACCGCACCAGCACGUACAUUAAAGCGCACACUUAAUGGCUUAAGCAGAAAAGUCAGCAAACAGAACCCAAUCGCUAGACAAACGAUUGCUAGUGUUUAGUUAAGCAUAAGUGAUAAAGUAUUGGAAAGGAAGCCAGCUAGCCCUUAAACCUAUAUGGGAUGAAUUAGAAACAAGCGAAGAAAAAUCACAGCCGUGAGGUGCAUACCUUUUUUUAGUAUUUAUUCAACAUACAGCAGACGCUUAGCUUCUGCUAGUGGGUAGCUUUUCAGUUUAUCAUGUUUGUUUUUUUUUUUGUUAAUUUGUUAUCACUGAAUCUAGUCUUCGGAAGCGAAGAUUCGCUUGGCAAUAUUACGGUGCAUUUCCUUCCGUCAGGAUCGCGGAACCUGCAACUGCAAUCAGUUAACCAAUUAGGAGAAUAUGUUUAUGUGUAUCUGUUUGUUACAUCCCUUUUUCCUCAUUUAAUAGUAAUCCUCGAUCGUUAGACUAUGUUAGGUAGACGAAACGUGCGUGCUAUUUUCUGUCCGCUUUAGUAAUCGGUUUGAUAGGUUGGCAUUUAUGUUUAGUAGUGCUUUUUUGUAGAGUAAGUUAUUCCAUUGUUACGUAGACUUUAUGAUUGAUUUCAUUGUGUUUAGGAUCGGAAUCGGUAGCGCAUCGAAGAAUUGGGAGCAAUGCAAGCAUUAGAGAGAAAGUGAUAAACAAAGUGUAAUGACUAAGCGAGUAUGAAACGUGUUCGAGAGAUAGGAAGACAACGUUCGUAAAAAAGUAUUUUGCUAGAAACAAAAAAAAUACAAUUUGUCUUGCGGCAAACGAAAUAUGAAAUAAUAAAACCACAAAUGAAUUGUUGAAAACAUUGGUAAAGAAUAUCAACGUACGUGAAGAAUAAAACCGAAUUGGAUGCGAA
Messenger RNA from Anopheles moucheti, 3336 nucleotides. Its product is annotated as peroxisomal N(1)-acetyl-spermine/spermidine oxidase. NCBI's taxonomy places the organism in Eukaryota, Metazoa, Arthropoda, Insecta, Diptera, Culicidae. Gene Ontology annotation, molecular function: polyamine oxidase activity. The record is from RefSeq and is a predicted model, not a curated record. The transcript has 3 exons. The coding region runs from base 151 to 1917 and encodes 588 amino acids.